Molecule: messenger RNA, 1050 nt
Organism: Daphnia magna
Lineage: Eukaryota; Metazoa; Arthropoda; Branchiopoda; Diplostraca; Daphniidae
Exons: 5
Coding region: 39-920 (293 amino acids)
Source: RefSeq, a predicted model, not a curated record
CUGGUUACACUUUUCAUCCGUCGAUCGGUAGCAUCGAGAUGAAGUUCGUCUUAAUUUUCCUUGGAUCAGUCCUGGUCGUCGGCACACACCAGUAUUUCGAUGACCAGCGUGGGGAAAUACGUUGGGCAUCGCCGUACCAGCCACAUCCCUUCAUCGAAAAAGAUCCACCCUAUCUUGUUUACUUCUCCAUCAAGCCUAACCCACCAGCAAUCUACCCAUUACACGAUUUAUUGCCAGAGAAUCUAGCACAAGAUGCCCGUAUGUUUUAUUCGGGAGACGUGGAGAGUGUAGAGAAACUACUCCAUGACAAUCACAACGUAAUAGCGGAAACGCAGCCAAGAGGGAAGACUUCAUUGGAGGAAGUGAGCCCACGAUUUUUGUUCGGCAUUGAACCAUCCACGUUUACCAAUCCGUUUGGUAAAACGGCUACAUUCACUGUGUCGGCAACUGUCACAGUUAGCAGUUUCGUGAGGUGUAUUGCAGCCGCACAGUUUCAAAAUGUUGCUGCCCAAGGAGUGUUUUGCGCUCGCAAACGACGUUCUCUCGAAUCGCCGGAGACAUCGGAAAGCCAAGCUGAUGCUAUUGCUCCCUCCGUACCCCAACUUUUGGCAACGGCCUCCUUUCCUUCCAUUGGCCUGUUGAAGGAGGGCCGUUCACAAGACGGACGGACCAACCAGCAGACACAACAGAACGUAAUAGUUUCGUCCAAAGAUGAAACCGAGAACGGGCCAGAAUCGACCACGUCGUAUGCAAAUUUGAAAAAUAAACGUUUCAUAUUUUUUCACAACAAAAAUGCAUAUGUAACGUCAACAACGGUGACCUCAUUGAAUUUUAUUACGUCGAUUUCAACGACUACAGCUAACAUCCGUGUCGCUGGUGCACUGCUUUUGUGUGUCCCCAUCGGCUAUCGCGUCUGUUGAUCAACUACUCGUUUAAUUUGAAAUUCAAACCCUUGCUAAUUUGUUCUGCAUUAUUAUUCUAUCAUAUAAUCUUUUCAGUUUAUCACCGGUGUUGGUUAUAUUUGGUUAAAUACAAUUGCAUGAGCCUGUA